Molecule: messenger RNA, 1950 nt
Organism: Erinaceus europaeus (western European hedgehog)
Lineage: Eukaryota; Metazoa; Chordata; Mammalia; Eulipotyphla; Erinaceidae
Product: zinc finger protein 345-like
Biological process (GO): regulation of transcription by RNA polymerase II
Molecular function (GO): RNA polymerase II cis-regulatory region sequence-specific DNA binding; DNA-binding transcription factor activity
Source: RefSeq, a predicted model, not a curated record
AUGGGGAUUCUGAAUUUACAGACUAGCAGGCAGUUCAAAGUUGCCAUCCAUGUCCGAAUGUCUGUGGCUUUUAUCCCUGGGAUAUGCUGGAAAAGAUUGAAGAACAUUCCACCAAAGGGCAGCAUAUCUUGCAUGGUAAUAAACAAAGAAAAGAUACAAGAACAUUCCACCAAAGGGCAGCAUAUCUUGCAUGGUAAUAAACAAAGUAAAACAUUCAGUCAAGCUGGUCAUUUUCAUGUACAUGAACGAACUCACAGUGUAGAGAAACCCUAUGAAUGUAAACAAUGUAGUAAAACAUUCAGUUCUUCCAGUAGUCUUUGGACACAUGAAAGAAUUCACAGUGGAGAGAAACCCUAUGAAUGUAAACUAUGCAGUAAAACAUUCAGUUAUGCCAGUUAUCUUUGGGCACAUGAAAGAACUCACAGUGGAGAGAAACCCUAUGAAUGCAAACAGUGUAGUAAAACAUUCAGUUAUUGUAGUAAUCUUCGGAGACAUGAAAGAAUUCACAGUGGAAAGAAACCCUAUGAAUGUAAACUAUGCAGUAAAACAUUCAGUUAUGCCAGUUAUCUUUGGGCACAUGAAAGAACUCACAGUGGAGAGAAACCCUAUGAAUGCAAACAGUGUAGUAAAACAUUCAGUUAUUGCAGUAAUCUUCGGAGACAUGAAAGAAUUCACAGUGGAGAGAAACCCUAUGAAUGUAAACUAUGUAGUGAAACAUUCAGAUGUUCCAGUAAUCUUUGGGUACAUGAAAGAAUUCACAGUGGAGAGAAACCCUAUGAAUGUAAACUAUGCAGUAAAACAUUCAGUUAUGCCAGUUAUCUUUGGGCACAUGAAAGAACUCACAGUGGAGAGAAACCCUAUGAAUGCAAACAGUGUAGUAAAACAUUCAGUGAUUCCAGUAAUCUUCGGAGACAUGAAAGAAUUCACAGUGGAGAGAAACCCUAUGAAUGUAAAGUAUGUAGUAAAACAUUCAGAUGUUCCAGUAGUCUUUGGGCACAUGAAAGAAUUCACAGUGGAGAGAAACCCUAUGAAUGUAAACUAUGCAGUAAAACAUUCAGUUAUGCCAGUUAUCUUUGGGCACAUGAAAGAACUCACAGUGGAGAGAAACCCUAUGAAUGCAAACAGUGUAGUAAAACAUUCAGUGAUUCCAGUAAUCUUCGGAGACAUGAAAGAAUUCACAGUGGAGAGAAAACCUAUGAAUGUAAAGUAUGUAGUAAAACAUUCAGAUGUUCCAGUAGUCUUUGGGCACAUGAAAGAAUUCACAGUGGAGAGAAACCCUAUGAAUGUAAACAGUGUAGUAAAAUAUUCAGUGAUUCCAGUAGUCGUCGGAAACAUGAAAGAAUUCACAGUGGAGAGAAACCCUAUAAAUGUAAACAGUGUAGUAAAAUAUUCAGUGAUUCCAGUAGUCAUCGGAAACAUGAAAGAAUUCACAGUGGAGAGAAACCCUAUGAAUGUAAACAAUGUAGUAAAGCAUUCGGGCAUUCCAGUCAUCUUCGGAGACAUGAAAGAAUUCACAGGGGAGAGAAACCCUAUGAAUAUACACAAUGUAGUAAAACAUCCCAGCAGUCUGCUGGUCUUCAGAGACAUGAAAGAAUUCACAGUGAAGAGAAACCCUGUGAAUGCAAUAGUAAAACAUUCGGUGAUUCCAGUCGUCGUCGGAGACAUGAAAGAAUUCAUAGUGGAGAGAAACCCUGUGAAUGUAAACAAUGUAGUAAAACAUUCAGUGAUUCCGGUACUCUUCGGGCACAUGAAAGACUUCACAGUCGAGAGAAACCCUAUGAAUGCAGUGUAGUAAAACAUUUAGUUGUUGCAGUAGUCUUCAGUAACAAAAAGAUUGAAGAACAUUCCACCAAAGGGCAGCAUAUCUUGCAUGGUGAUAAACAAAGUAAUAUCAGUAAAAUACCUAGGAAUAAACCUGACAUGAAAAGACAUGAAAGACCUGUACACUGA